Drosophila simulans is the source of this 1211-nucleotide messenger RNA. RefSeq names its product L-galactose dehydrogenase. The transcript is spliced from 3 exons. The record is from RefSeq and is a predicted model, not a curated record. Gene Ontology annotation, molecular function: L-galactose dehydrogenase activity. The coding region runs from base 58 to 1086 and encodes 342 amino acids. NCBI's taxonomy places the organism in Eukaryota, Metazoa, Arthropoda, Insecta, Diptera, Drosophilidae. Gene Ontology annotation, cellular component: cytosol.
AAGCGCUAUUUUUCCAGAAGUUCUAUUCAUUCAAGCUCGUUAAUUGAACAGAAAAGGAUGUCGGGAUCACUGCCAGCUACGUUCGUCAAGGGUUUCCACGAUGAGGAGCAGGUACGUCGUAUGGAGUACCGCCAACUGGGAUCCACGGGUCUGCGAGUAUCCAAAAUUGCCUUGGGCGGUGCCACUCUCUCUAAGCUCUUCUCCGAUGACUUUGAUCGCGAGGAGGGCAUCCGCACGGUGCAGGAAGCCAUUAGAUCCGGUAUCAACUACAUAGACACAGCUCCCUUUUAUGGCCAAGGCAAAUCGGAGGAGCUCCUUGGCCAGGCGCUCAAGGAUGUGCCCCGGGAGGCUUAUUAUAUAGCCACUAAAGUUGCACGUUACGAGUUGGAUCCAAAGAAGAUGUUCGACUAUACUGCUGCCAAAGCUCGGGAGAGUGUGAAGCGGAGUCUGGAGCUGCUCCAGUUGGACAGGGUGGACAUACUACAGGUUCAUGACGUAGACGCGGCUCCUAGUCUGGACAUGGUGCUGAAUGAGACCAUACCCGUCCUCGAGGAGUACGUCCAGGCGGGAAAGGCUCGAUUCAUCGGGGUCACCGCCUACGAUGUGGACGUGCUGAAGGAGUGUGCCGAGCGGGGCAAGGGUCGCAUCCAAGUGGUGCUCAACUAUGCCCGUUACACCCUGUUGGACAACACCUUGCUGCGCCACAUGAAGGCCUUCCAGGAGAUGGGCGUGGGCGUUGUCUGUGCCGCCGCGCACUCGCUAGGACUCCUAAGCAACGCUGGACCCCAGUCCUGGCAUCCUGGCAGUCCGGAACUCCUGGCCGUGGGCAAACGGGGAGCCGAAAUCUGCCAGCAGAGGAACGUGGAGCUGGGAAAGCUGGCCAUGUACUAUACGAUGCAACUGGAUGGGGCGGCCACCUUCCUCAUCGGCAUCCCCAACCGAAAGCUGCUGCGGAUUAACUUGGACGCGGUCUUCGACGGCCUCACUCCCCACGAACAGGAAGUGCUGCAGUAUCUGCGCGAAAAAGUGUUUACCAAGUCCUACAGCUGGGGCUCCACUUUAUCCACGGUUAACAUGUUCAAAUGAGCGACCACUUGGAUGGGCAAUCUUGAAACUUGAGCUCCAAAACCAAGAAAUAUUUGGAAAUGCAGGAGGAACGGAUUUAAAAUUAACUUUAGAUUAUAUUAUUCACUGAAAUAAAAUAUUACAAG